This is a messenger RNA of Penicillium griseofulvum, 2130 nucleotides long. Its product is annotated as LIM domain protein. Gene Ontology annotation, molecular function: transcription coregulator activity. The record is from RefSeq and is a predicted model, not a curated record. Bases 1 to 2130 code for a protein of 709 amino acids. The transcript is spliced from 2 exons. NCBI's taxonomy places the organism in Eukaryota, Fungi, Ascomycota, Eurotiomycetes, Eurotiales, Aspergillaceae. Gene Ontology annotation, cellular component: Z disc; nucleus.
AUGCACAGGCCGGUCGAAGAUGGCAUUGAAGAUAACCGACGCUCAGGGAGUGCAAUGUCCCAUCGCCGGGCAAAUUCCCACGUUCCUAGUGGAGGCGCAAUGGGUCGUCCUUUAGCUCAGGAGCCACGAACGCACUCAAUCCGAAAGAACGUGUUUCCAGCACAAAUCCACGCACGCACCAUCCCUAUCCCGGCAUCUCCAGCUUUGUCCUAUCGUGAAAAUGGUCAACGACGACACGAAAAGGAAGAGGCACGGGCACUACGAGCGGCCUUGCAGAAAAUGGAUAUUGAAGACGAUGUCGGUCUUCACCAAGCAGCCCAGGAUGAGGCCACAGAGCUAGUUUGGAUGCACCAGAAUCCCGGCCAAGCUUUUAAAAACCCUUAUGCGCCAUACCAAAAUCCCGAUGCCAACAAAAAUAGACAAAGUCCUGUCCGAAAUAGUCCGCGAGAAUCUAACCCCUCGACCAAUAGAUUUAGCCAGUCCACGGGCUCAAGUGUUUCCUCUGAUGGUAACUCUAGUCCAGAGUCAGCACGGAAACGAUCCUCUCUGGCUGGACCAUCAAAGAAGAAUCUCAAAGUUAAUUUCAAACUACCUGACGAGGAACCUGAGCAAUCUGUUCCUCCCAAAUCGCGCACCGUCAGCAGUGAUUCAUCUAAAGGAAUCUUCAGAAAUCCCAACGACCAAAUUUAUGAAGAACCCCGUGAUACUCAGGAAGCAAAGCCAGAAUUUUCUAAGUCUGACUCGUCGGCUUUGAAAAACAAACCGCGCAAUGCUCUGGGGCGUGUUCCUAGACCUCUGCCUUGGCUGCAGAAUAGAGCUCACAGCAGCCCUGUGAUGGAUAAAAUCUCGCGGUUCGAAACCAACAAGAACCCUCCCACCCAGUCGCCUAAAGCUGGAUAUACUCGAAACGAAAGUGCUACUCCUCCUCCUACCCAGUCACGCAACGCCGGUUACACUAGAAACGAUCCUGCUACUUCGACACCUCCCCCUGACGAAAAGGAUGAACUUGUCUCCACCCCGGAUGGAAGAGAGAGACGUAGUGACGAUAUCCGCGCAGCUACCAGCAAAAGACGCGGAGACCGCAGUGAAAAGCUACCCAUGCCUUCGGCCGUCAGUGAUCGAGUUGGACGCCCAAUCGUGAGCUUCGACCAAGAUUGGAAACCAAGUGAUCAGCCGAAGCCUGAUCGUCCAACUCUACCCGUAAUUGAAGUUGCAGCACCGACCAUUGAAGUCUCACCCCCCUCAAUCGAAGUCUCCGAGCCGUCUCCAAUCCCUGUGAUCAAUGUCCCGGACAUUAAAGUACCCACUAUCUCCGAGAUAGAGGCUCCUUCCAAGCAACCGACCAGACCGGUGCCAAAGUCGACGAGAAGCUGCCCAACUAACCAGACUUUUCCGAGACAGCAGGGAUCCGACUCCCAGAGCCGUUGGUACACACCCUAUACACGAUCUGGUGUCCCGACUGCAAGCUGCGAGCUAUGCACACUUCCAAUUUCCGGAAAAAUUGUGACUGCUGGCGGAUGUCGAUUCCACCCGGAGUGCUUUACCUGUUUCCACUGCCACACAGCUCUCGAAUGUGUAGCUUUUUAUCAAGAACCAGAGUCCAGCAGAGCUGAGAGACUAGCAGCCGAGACUGAUGAGCAUGAUCACGAGGCCCGUGUGCCCCGUUUCUACUGCCACCUGGAUUUCCACGAGAUGUUCAGCCCCCGUUGCAAGAGCUGCAAGACCCCCAUUGAAGGAGAAGUGGUAGUGGCAUGUGGUGCGGAAUGGCAUGUCGGCCACUUCUUCUGCGCAGAGUGCGGUGAUCCCUUCGAUUCCCAAACUCCCUUUGUCGAGAAAGAUGGCUUCGCAUGGUGUCUCCGCUGCCACUCGCGCCGUACCGCGCCACGUUGUUUGGGCUGCAAGCAGCAUGUCAUGGAUGAGGUUGUCAUUACCGCAAUUGGCGGCCAGUGGCACGAGCGCUGCUUCAAUUGUCAUGAGUGUGGCGAUGGUUUUGGUCCGGAAGGCCGCUUCUUCGUUCGUGAAGGAGAGCCCAAGCGAACAGCCAAGGGCCGUGUGAUCGGUGGUCCGGUCCAACUGGCGAUCUGUGAGAGAUGUGAAGGUAUCCGUCUCAAGGCGCCUGGGAUGUGCUAA